CAUUCCAUGAUGUGAUAAUGAGAGAGAGAAUUCCAAUUUUCAAGUAUACUGUUUUAAUCGUUUUUGUUUCACAGUGACACUGAAACUUGAUUGACACAACUGGAUAUUUAUGAAGACGACCUAGAGCACUGGUGUGGUAAUUCCUAGAGACUGUGAACCAAAGAAAAAACUUGACUGAUUCUUACAAAAUGAGUGAAAAGGAAGGAGAUGUCAAUGAUAAAAUUUUGUUGGAGCCCUAUAACUAUAUAUGCCAGAUACCAGGGAAAAAAGUCAGGGCAAAGCUAGCUGCAGCAUUCAACUGCUGGCUGAAUAUUCCUGAGGAGAAACUGAAAUUAAUUGGAGAAGUCACUCAGAUGCUGCAUAAUGCCAGUCUAUUAAUUGAUGAUAUUGAAGAUAACUCUAACUUAAGAAGAGGAAUUCCAGUGGCUCACAAUAUAUAUGGAGUUCCACAAACCAUAAACUCAGCUAAUUAUGUAUAUUUUCUGGGAUUAGAAAAAGUUCUACAGUUAGACCAUCCAGACAGCACAAAAGUAUUUACAGCCCAGCUCCUGGAGUUACACAGGGGACAAGGUAUGGAUAUUUACUGGAGGGAUGCUGUGGUGUGUCCUACAGAGGAGGAGUACAAGGCCAUGGUCAUCAAAAAGACAGGAGGACUGUUUGGUUUAGCCGUGGGGCUGAUGCAGCUCUUUAGUGAAUGUAAAAAAGAUUUUGUUCCUUUAUUAAAUGCCUUAGGAUUGUAUUUCCAAAUUAGAGAUGACUAUGCUAAUCUGUACUCCAAAGAGUAUGAAGCAAACAAGAGCUACUGUGAGGACCUGACAGAGGGGAAAUUUUCUUUUCCUAUAAUCCAUGCCAUAAGGAGCAGCAAGGAAGAUAACCAGGUUAUUAAUAUACUAAGACAGCGGACGACUGAUAAUGAUGUGAAGAAAUACUGUGUAGAAUGUCUACAUAAACUAGGAUCAUUUGAUUAUACAAAGGAAACCUUAAUUGAAUUAGAAAACAGAAUUUUGGAGCUGAUUAAAGAACAUGGUGGUAAUCCUAUUUUAACUGCAUUAAUUAAUGAACUCAAGAAAGUUUACAGAGAAACUCAAUAACAACAAGACUUUAACUAAUAGUAUUUGCAAUCUCACUGCCAACUCUCAACUCUCAUGCUCAUCAUGAAUGGACCAAUGUGAUAAAACAGAACAUGGACAGUUCAAUAUGACCAUUUUCAUUGAUAUUCAUUUUGCUGAAUAAAAUAUGCAAAGAA
Saccostrea cuccullata (small rock oyster) is the source of this 1246-nucleotide messenger RNA. Its product is annotated as geranylgeranyl pyrophosphate synthase-like. NCBI's taxonomy places the organism in Eukaryota, Metazoa, Mollusca, Bivalvia, Ostreida, Ostreidae. Gene Ontology annotation, molecular function: prenyltransferase activity. The transcript has 12 exons. The record is from RefSeq and is a predicted model, not a curated record. Bases 189 to 1091 code for a protein of 300 amino acids. Gene Ontology annotation, biological process: isoprenoid biosynthetic process.